AUUCCAGCCGUCGUCUCUCCGCCAUCUGAUUUCAACCAGUCAUUCAAGUCCCAGGUGGCAUUUUGUUUGCUGGGCUCGAGAAAUUUGAUGUAAAGUAGCAAAUCCAAAUAACCAAUUUGAGGCUGAAGAAAAGAGGUCAGACCUUCGCUGAAAGAUCCUUCCUUUACCAUCUGAAGGUAAACUAUCAUUUUCAUCUUCUCAGGCUGCUCUCAAUUGGGUUGUUCGUAACUUCGCCAGUUCGUGUUUCCUUAUUGGCGGGUAGUUGAGUAAUUUUCCGGGGAAGAUGCAAAUUCUGGAGCUUUUGGUUAUGUUUUGGUUAUUGAAAAUGGAAAUGGAAGCAAAUUUGUGAUCUUGAUUGGGAAAUUGUCUAUCUUUAUGUCGUAAUUGAUUGCGUUGGAUAGGGAAGUAAUGGAAAGAGUGCAAGUGAUUAGUGUUUUCCUAAGAGUUGCUGCAUUAGCCUGAAGAUGAAGAUUGAGAUAUGGAGAUGGAAUUUAGAGAUGAGGAUGUUUUGCAGUUGUUCAUGACUGUAUAUACAUGUCAGUUAUCAAGAAAUGUUCUUGUUUUGUUCACAUGAUUCGGAUUUUAAGUCAUUUGAUAGUGUCUUGAUUUAAGAUUGGAGGAGAGGUUGCAACAGUUUUAGUUCAUGGAGUUCUGCAGCUGCUUACUGCUAGCUGCUUGGAGUUCGAGUUCGAGUUAAGUUCAGCGGAGACUGUUGAAAAUGUAUCCGAUUGCUUUGAGUUCGUUAUCUGUUGAACCCUUAGCAACAAGUUCGUUUGAUGCAUGGGAAUUCGGCUUCAGAUGGAUUUCAGUGAUAGCAGAAUAUAUCGCCUUCCUUGUUUUACUACUUCAAGUAAUGGAUCCUGGAUAUGUAGAGUUUGGCUGCUGUAGGCCAUAGUUCUUUUUUACAUGAUCUGUUGUUUUACCAGGCCAAAUUCAUCAUCGAUGUAAUUCCUGUUGUAUGGUUUAGGCUAUAGGUAUCGACAACUCGGACAUAUUCCCUGCUGUUAAUCUCUGUGGCGUGCUUUCAACAAUGUGAAGCAUCUCUUUUCAUUUGUCUUCUGUGUUCCUCAUCCAGGACUAUGUAAUUUUAAGGACAUUCUAACGAGUUAUCUCCUUUUGCAGGAUCAGGGAUGGUAGUAGGAAGAGUGUUGGCUGCUCCUCUACUAACAUUCAAUUCAGGAACACGUAGAAGUGUUGUUGAUCGUGACCUUGCAGCAGCAACUGCUUUUUCACCGCUUUCAUUAACCAAAUGUCACACACGUCGCAAGAGCUGGACAAUACGUUCGUCGACAGCAGACCCUCAAACUCUACCUUUGACUGAUGAAGAACAGUCUACAUGGGACUCAUGCAGAGAAGUCCUCUCAGCAUUCGACUUUGACACUCAAGAGAAAGACAAGAUGCUCGGGAAAGCAUUCGGGCACGUGCCAUCACCAUACUGGGGGGAAGAGCGAAAGCAGGAGGUGCCAAGAUUCGAGGUAGUGCAUGGUAUCUUAGAAUACUUGAGGUCUCUCGGGCUAUCCGACGAUGAUAUCUUGAAGGUGCUGAAGAAGUUUCCAGAAGUGAUGGGAUGCAGCCUCGAAGACGAUCUGAAGAAGAAUGUGGGGAUCCUGGAAAAGGUGUGGGCGAUUAAAGGGAAAUCUCUAAAGAAUCUGCUGCUGAGAAAUCCGAAAGUGUUGGGGUAUAAUGUUGAUUGUAAGGGGGAUUGUAUAGCGCAGUGCACACGCUGCUGGGUUCGAUUCUAAGGCUGCUUCGUGUAGAGAAUUGAGAACAUGUCACACGCUCAAAGCUAUGUACAUAUAUCUCAUUUAUGAGUGUGAUGAGAGAUCUUCAUUGGCCUGAUAUAUGCAGGACUUAGUAAUCAGAAUAAGAUUCAAUAAAUAUGUGUAUCUAAAGACCUUGGAUGUUCAUACCGGAAGUCCAUGGAACAGAGGAAUUCAGACCACAUGACAUAUUAGCUUCUGCAAAUGUUUUGAAUUAUGAGACGCUCGCUUCUGGCAAUUGCUAUGUCUAAAGUGAUGCUGAUAAGUUUUAAGGUUUUAUCAUGGCCGGUUGUGCUUGCCCAUGAAAUUCAGUGCCCCCCACUAAGGACUGGUUCGAGUUCUCGGACUUUGUUGCGAGAUAAUCGUUGAAGUAGCCAUAUUGAUAGCCAUCAAGCAACCAUAUCCCCCACAGCAAAGUCCAAUGUAAACACAUGGGUACUAUCCCUUUUCCCGUUCGAGCUAUCUAUCGAUAAAUGAAAAGUAUCUCAUAUACGUCUCAUUCCACUUUCUCGAAAAUUUCAGUUCAGGUUCCAUGCCACAGUAGUUCAUGAACCUGGGAAAACAGGUCGGUAAAUCGAUUAUGAAGACGAAUAUGCAUAAUGUGGAACCACUUCUGCUGUUAACGUUUGUUUUCGGAAUGGGGCUGCAGAUUGCAAGUGGAAGUGCAAGUACAGGUGCAGCAAGGCGUUGAGGCACAAGACAUGCAUCAGGGCAUGUAACACCUGCUGCCAACGUUGCAACUGCAUUCUGCCGGGCACAUCCGGCAACUACGACACUUGCCCUUGCAACUAUCACAUGACCACUCACAGCGGCCGUCGCAAAUGCCCUUAGCUAUUUACCGUUCUGUUUUCCUUUUUUUGGAACCCUUUCAUCCUGUUUCCCUACAGUUGAUUUCGGUCUGUGACUUAUACUACUAUGCAUAUAGGCUAUAGCAACGACUGGUCAUUAUAUUUAGGGUGUCGAAUGUAGCUACCAUAAAGGUUGUGUUGGUUA
Molecule: messenger RNA, 2753 nt
Organism: Linum trigynum
Lineage: Eukaryota; Viridiplantae; Streptophyta; Magnoliopsida; Malpighiales; Linaceae
Source: the annotation of a GenBank genome assembly